UCGAGAUAGAAAAAAAUGAUGAAACGAGCCCUAGUACUAUAUUCAAGUCAGGCAACAGCAGCAGUUGACCCAGGGGAUUUAUUGCCAUCCAUGGCCUUGCUCCGAUCCCUCCACCUCGUGCUGCUCCCCGAUCGGCGCGACGCGUCGCACUGAUCCCGACCUCGCUCCUGCCGCCGCCGUCGACCAGGAGUAGGAGUAGGAGGAGUAGGGACAGAGCCGAUGGGGAGCUGCGUCAGCAAGAAGGACGCAGCCCGCGCGGGCGCCGUGGCCAAGGAGGUGGCGCCCCCGCUCCCGCCGGAGAAGGAGCUCGCUCUGCCGGUGCCCGUGGUGGUGGUGGUGGAGGAGGAGGUCAAGGAGGUGCUGUCCGAGACGGCCGUGCCGGUGUCGCGGCCCAGGCCACCGGAGCCGGAGGAGGAGGUGGUGAAGAGGAGGCUGGAGAGGAAGGGUGAGGUGGAGGAGGAGGAAGGUUCUGAGAGCGCGUCGGUGUCCUCGGCCACGGCGGAGAAGGCUAAGGCGAUGGCCAAGGGUGGGGUUGAGCAAGGGUUGGAGCAGAAGGUGGUCGACGGGGCGGAGAAGGUGAGGGCGACGAGGACGCCGGAGAAGAGGAGGCCCAAGGAGGCCGGCAACGGGAGGACGAGGUCGCCGUCCCCCGCGUCGGCGCAGAGGAGGCAGGGCGCCGGCGAGCACGCGGCGCUGCCGCCGCGGCCACGGCGCGAGCAGCCCGCGGUGGUGUCCAGCAUCGGCUGCCGCAGCGGCAGGUUCUCCCCGUCCGCGGCGAGGAGGGCCGCCGAGAGCGCCGUGAGGCGCACCCACUCUGCCAGGGAGGCAGACAUGAUGCUGCCGCAUUCUUCCCGGACGCCGGCGGCCAAGCGGUCCCUCAACGCCACCGUCAACGGCAACGCCAAUGCGCACGUAGGCGGCGCACCCAAACGGGACCCCGGCGAGCGUUCCGGCAGGCGGCCUGACUCCCCGACAUCCAAGCGCGUCCCGCCCGCCUCGCCGGCAGCGAACGGCGUCAGCCAGCGGCCGCAACAUAGCCUCAACGGCGGCGGCGUCACGCGCAAGACGGCGAGAGAGAACACCACCCUCGAGCAAACCAAGCCGCAAUGCGGCAGCGCCGGCGGCCGGACACCGCCGGAAGACCCCAGAGAGAGCCCCGACGAGUCAACCCUGGAGCACGCGGCGGACGGUGGAGGGCUGGUCCAGAACCCCUCGGUGGCCAUGGAGUGCUUCAUCUUCCUCUAGCCUCGCCACCAUUAAUUUCCGUCGACAAGUUAGCUUCUUGCUAACAUGCUGUGUAAUUUUUUGCCGCCAUUGUUACCGUCCUAUGGAUUGGAUCAUUGGAAGGAACCCCAUUGUCACUUCCGUCACCAUUC
This is a messenger RNA of Oryza brachyantha (malo sina), 1376 nucleotides long. RefSeq names its product brain acid soluble protein 1. The record is from RefSeq and is a predicted model, not a curated record. NCBI's taxonomy places the organism in Eukaryota, Viridiplantae, Streptophyta, Magnoliopsida, Poales, Poaceae. The transcript has a single exon. The coding region runs from base 220 to 1245 and encodes 341 amino acids.